Cladophialophora yegresii CBS 114405 is the source of this 1290-nucleotide messenger RNA. RefSeq names its product regulatory protein SWI5. The record is from RefSeq and is a predicted model, not a curated record. Gene Ontology annotation, cellular component: nucleus. The transcript has a single exon. NCBI's taxonomy places the organism in Eukaryota, Fungi, Ascomycota, Eurotiomycetes, Chaetothyriales, Herpotrichiellaceae. Bases 1 to 1290 code for a protein of 429 amino acids. Gene Ontology annotation, molecular function: DNA-binding transcription factor activity, RNA polymerase II-specific; RNA polymerase II cis-regulatory region sequence-specific DNA binding. Gene Ontology annotation, biological process: regulation of transcription by RNA polymerase II.
AUGGCUGAGAUGCCUGUACCUAGCCCUCGUCGACGAGCCCAGACUCCACCAUCAAGUCAACAAACGGAGGUGACCAAGAUUAAACUCGAAUCAAGUCCCGAAAAAGGUGAUAUCUGCGAUUCUCAAGCACCAAGGCUCGAAGACCAGCCUAUGCCCGUCCUAUCAGCCAAGAAGGAUGCUGCAGGCAGCGCUUCUCCCAGCAGGCCAGCGCUCUCCCCACGCCGCAUGUCGAUCUCGGACCUGCAUCUAGAGCCCGGUAUCGAGGCAUCAAUCGAAGAGACCAACAUCACCCUCGACGACAUCGCGCAAUAUAUCGAGGGCCCCGAUCCAGUGGACAACAAGUGGGUUUGCAAGUUUGAUGACUGCAACAAGAAGUUCGGUCGAAAAGAGAACAUCAAGUCGCACGUCCAGACUCAUCUUGGUGAUCGCCAAUUCAGAUGUGACCACUGCAAGAAGUGUUUCGUUCGAGGCCAUGACCUGAAACGCCACGCCAAGAUCCAUACCGGUAGCAAGCCCUAUCCCUGUCUCUGUGGAAAUUCAUUCGCUCGUCAUGACGCCUUGACGAGGCAUCGACAGAGGGGAAUGUGCAUUGGUGCUUUCGAGGGGGUCGUCAAGAAGGUGAUUAAGCGAGGGCGGCCAAGGAAACACCGGCCAGAGAUGGACGAGCGCCUUGACAAGGCGAGUCGAACCAGGAAGAACAACAGCGAGCCACAACAGGACUAUUAUGCAUCUUCGGCGUCGAGCUGUUCCAUCUCUAGUUGGGGCUCACCACCAACAGAGACCAUGGACAAUCUCAGCAUCCGUGGGAGCUCACCAUUUGAGUCCAUGGGUCUUUUCAGCAUGCCACAGCACAAUCCUUUGGCCAUGGAUCAGGUGAUGGGCUUCCCCCCGGACACAUUCUCGUUUACUCCACCACACAGCCCGGGCUACUCAACAGGAAACAAACCCAGCCCAUCCUACCGCGAGCUGACGCCUGCUGAGCUAGCCGAAGUGUCGAGCAUGCUGCCUGAUCUCCCUGAGAUGGAUCAAGCUCUACCUCUGGUGGCGACAGGUCUCGGGGGCUUUACCGAGCAUGAUCUCCCAGGUCUAUCGCAUUCGAGCUCGUCGCCUGCAGCCGACGCUGUGGCGUUCGACUUCUCAGACCUGCCUCCUCAUACCUCCGGGGGGUUGCAAGCACCACAACUCCCCAUGAAGCUUGAGCAGCAUGAGAGAAACGAUUUUGACAACUUCCUGGAUUAUGGCAACCUCGAACUGAUCGACCCGACGACGGCGCAAGACUUCUUCAUGUGA